Messenger RNA from Aphanomyces invadans, 636 nucleotides. RefSeq lists its product as hypothetical. Gene Ontology annotation, molecular function: metal ion binding. Bases 114 to 596 code for a protein of 160 amino acids. The transcript has a single exon. Lineage: Eukaryota; Oomycota; Saprolegniomycetes; Saprolegniales; Verrucalvaceae. The record is from RefSeq and is a predicted model, not a curated record.
UGUGGCUGCACCACUUGCUUUCCAAAUGUUCGCGAUCGCAACCUUCGAUCGCCAUGUCGGUUGGGCGGUGAAACGGCACGCGAUUCGCGAGCGGCUCGACGAGCACAAUUGCGAUGGUCACGAUCACGAGGGAUCGCGUUCCCGUGAGUUUGUACACGAGCAAAGGCAUCCGCGUGGCGUACUUGUGCCAUGACACGGAAUGGGUUCCCGACUCGCAGCGGACAGCGUGCGCCGCGUGCACGGCCAAGUUUCACGUGUUCAACCGAAAACACCACUGCCGCGUCUGCGGCGAGGUCAUUUGUGGCACGUGCUCCCGCAUCAUGGCUUUCCACUCGAGUCAUCGCCUCCGAGUGUGCGUGACUUGCACACGGUCCAGCGUCGUCCAGUUCACGCCUCACGCAGCAGCGCCAUCCGCCGACAUGGGUAUCAGCCUGCAGACGACGCCCCACCCGCUGUACAACAAGGACGCCGCCCUCGUGUCGGCCGGCGGCUGGUCGCGAAGCACGGCCGUGAUAUACGCCACGUGCUUGCUCGUUCUUGUCCAUGUCAUUUGCGGCCACGACUGGACGACCACGAUCGCGACGGUGCUCCAGUAGCGUCGUCCUCUCAACAUCCUAAACAACACAUUCCAGUUCA